CGCAUCACUCUGUUGCCUGCUGCGAAUGCGAGUACGAGUAGUUCUCGUCUUCCCUCGCGACUUCGAAAGCACCCACGCACACUACAAUACCCGGUUGCAUCUGUCAAAGAAAACAAGAGUUGACACCACACCGAUCAAUAACGAAAGAAUCAGCAAUGAAGAUCGCAGCUUCCACACUGACGGCCGCUUGUGCUCUUUUCUCGUCGACGGCAUGGGCCUUCACAACAAUGCCCAGCACGAGGACGAAGACUUCGACGUCGUCGUUGUUCAUGGCCGAUGAUGCCGAGGAACCGAUCACGAACCGAUACAGUAGGUAAGUUGUGUUGUGCUGUGUUGUGCUGUGUUGUGCUGUGCUGCGAUGCUGUGCUGUGCUGUGCUGUGCUGCACUUUGGGUAGGGAGUCUCACCAAUUCUUCGUUUCGCAAUCAACGGACAAUUCACACAUCUCAAUGUUGUUGCCACUAAACUAUUUCACAUCGCACCGCAUCCCACCAUUCUACGAAACCAAUCUACGACAAUACUCACGAACUAACAAUCUCGGGCAUCGACGACGGAUUCUUUGGAACCAACACAUUCGACAAACUCUUGUUUGACUGCAUUAUUAUUUGAUGUAUUAUUUUAAUGAUGGAAUUACGCAACACUUCGCCGCAUAAUGAAUCGCAACCGCUUUCGCAACCUCAACAACAAUGACUCAACCCGAACUCGAAACCGCAACACUCUUAUUUUGUAAAUUCCAGCGUCCUGACGCAGCCCGCCGUCCAGGGAAAUUCCCAGGCCAUGCUCUACGCCACCGGGAUGACCGAGGAAGACAUGGACAAGCCACAGGUCGGAAUCUGCUCCGUCUGGUACGAGGGAAACCCAUGCAACAUGCACCUCCUCGAGCUCUCCGAGUACGUCAAGGAGGGUGUCGUCGGAGCCGAUUGCGUCGGCAUGCGCUUCAACACCGUCGGUGUCUCGGACGGUAUUUCCAUGGGAACCUCCGGUAUGCGCUUCUCCCUCCAGUCCCGCGAUCUGAUCGCCGAUUCCAUCGAGACGACCAUGUCUGCCCAGUGGUACGACGGCCUGAUCGCCCUCCCCGGUUGCGACAAGAACAUGCCCGGGUGCAUCAUGGCCAUGGGACGGCUCAACCGACCGGGAAUCAUGGUGUACGGCGGAACCAUCCGCGCCGGGCACCAGCCCUCCACGGGGGAAUCCCUCGAUAUUGUCAGCGCGUUCCAGAGCUACGGGCAGCACCUCUACAGCAAGAUCUCCGAGGAGGAACGCCAGGAGAUCGUCCGGCAUUCCUGCCCCGGGCAGGGAGCCUGCGGUGGUAUGUACACCGCUAACACCAUGGCUACCGCCAUCGAGGCCCUCGGUAUGUCGCUGCCUUUUUCGAGCUCGUCGCCCGCCGAUUCUAAGGAGAAGAUGGAUGAAUGCCGUCAAGCCGGAGAGGCCAUGAAGACGCUCCUCGAGAUGGAUCUGAAGCCCCGCGACAUCAUGACCAAGGCCGCUUUCGAAAACGCUAUCAGAAUCGUCAUGGUCACCGGUGGAUCCACCAACGCCGUCUUGCACCUUAUCGCUAUGAGCAGAUCCACCCGCAACCCCGACUCGUACAUCACUCUCGAGGAUUUCCAGCGCAUCUCCGACGUGACUCCCUUCCUGGCGGAUCUCAAGCCGAGCGGAAAGUACGUCAUGGAGGAUGUCCAAAACAUCGGUGGUACCCCCGGUGUCAUCAAGUUCAUGAUCGACAACGACAUGUUCGACGGAGACCAGAUGACCGUCACAGGAAAGACCUGGUCGCAGAACCUCGAGGACUUGAACCACCCCGGUCUGACCCCUGGUCAGGAAAUCAUCCGACCGCUGGACGAUCCCAUCAAGAAGACCGGGCACUUGCUCAUGAUGUACGGAAACCUGUGCCCCGGCGGUGGAGUUGCCAAGAUCACCGGAAAGGAGGGAGAAACCUUCACGGUAAGUGCGCAGAAUCAAAUCCUCGCAACAUCGGACGAGUCUUGUCCCUGAUUGCUACCUCUGUUUCUUUCUUCCUAACAAUUCUUCGAUGUGACGUCUUUUUUUAUAACUGCCGGUGCUUGCCACUCGAAGGGAACCGCCCGUGUCUACGAUAGCGAACCCUUGAUGAUGGAGGGUCUGAAGAACAAGGAAAUCAAGAAGGGAGAUGUUGUCAUCAUCCGAUACGAGGGACCUACCGGGGGACCCGGUCUACCAGAGAUGCUCACUCCAACUAGUGCUAUCAUGGGAGCAGGUCUCGGAAACGAUGUCGCCCUAUUGACCGACGGGCGAUUCAGCGGAGGAACCCACGGAUUCUGCAUCGGGCACAUCACUCCGGAGGCCCAGGUCGGCGGACCGAUCGCAUUGGUAAAGAACGGCGACCCCAUCCGCAUCGACGCACAAAACGACAAGCGUACCAUCGACGUCUUGAUUCCCGACGACGAAUGGGAGAAGCGACGACAGGAGUGGACGCCUCCUCCACUCCGAGCCAAUGCCGGAAUCCUGUUCAAGUACAUCCAGUGCGUGGCCACCGCCACCGAGGGAUGCGUCACGGACGAGCUCGGAACGAUGUCUCCCGCUGAAAUCGCCAAGGCUGCACCCAAGACACCGGCUCUCGCGGAAUUGGAGAACAAGAUCGCCGAAUUGGAAGCUAAGCUUGCGGAGCAAUAGGCAACUACUACUUUGUUUAUAGAAAACCGAGAGCGAUAGCAUCUCAUUUCCAGCUACAAGAGAGAUGACGCGUAACAUGACAUUGUUUAUUGAUAAUCAUUUAACAAAGCAUCUUAUUAACU
Molecule: messenger RNA, 2776 nt
Organism: Pseudo-nitzschia multistriata
Lineage: Eukaryota; Bacillariophyta; Bacillariophyceae; Bacillariales; Bacillariaceae
Source: the annotation of a GenBank genome assembly